Messenger RNA from Phalaenopsis equestris, 1226 nucleotides. Its product is annotated as cyclin-D2-1-like. Gene Ontology annotation, biological process: regulation of cyclin-dependent protein serine/threonine kinase activity; mitotic cell cycle phase transition. The coding region runs from base 288 to 1226 and encodes 312 amino acids. Lineage: Eukaryota; Viridiplantae; Streptophyta; Magnoliopsida; Asparagales; Orchidaceae. Gene Ontology annotation, cellular component: nucleus; cytoplasm; cyclin-dependent protein kinase holoenzyme complex. Gene Ontology annotation, molecular function: cyclin-dependent protein serine/threonine kinase regulator activity. The record is from RefSeq and is a predicted model, not a curated record. The transcript has 5 exons.
AAAGGCCCGAAGCUCCAAGCCAAUGGUGCUGUUAUAUCGAUGCAGAGAAGAUACGUCCCUCUCCCUUCGGUCCACGAAACACGCCUGUUCUGCCCCAGUCAAAAGCCACCUCACACCAGCUAGCUGCUCUCUGCUUCACACACGAGAACGACAAACCAGCACAAGCAGCGAAGGAGAGAGAAUGAGAGAACCCUGCUUCUUCUCUCUUCUUCUUUUCCCUGCUCUUAAUCUUCAUGACUGCCUGAGCAUCUCCUCCGGUUAAGAUUAAGACUAUUGUAUAGUUUGCAAUGGCUAUAUCUUCUAAGCUUUACUGCGAUGAGGAUGCCGAUGCGUUGGUCUCCUGGGGGAUGGAAGACGCCGUCGGAGAAGUAUGUGCCGACGAUUGUAUCCCGACUUUGUUUCCCAUCAAUGGCGAGAGGUUCCGCUCUCUACUGGCCGCGGAAGCUGGCUAUAUGCCACAAUCGGAGUAUGUCUCGCGCUAUCUGUCCGGUUCGCUUGACAUCACCGCUCGCCAGGAUGCGAUCAACUGGAUCCUCAAGGUAUCGGAGUUCUACCGCUUCCACCCACUCACCGCAUACCUCUCAAUCAACUACCUCGAUCGCUUCCUCUCCCUCAAUGCUCUUCCGCAGCAGAACGGGAAGAAGCACGGCGUCGGCAGCUGGACAAUGCAACUCCUAUCAGUGGCCUGCCUCUCGGUGGCGGCGAAAAUGGAGGAGACCCACGUCACCCUGUUUCCAGAUCUCCAGAUUUUUAACCCCGAGUUUGUCUUCGAUCCGCGAACGAUCUGCCGCAUGGAGCUGCUUCUCAUGUCCGCAUUGCGUUGGCGAAUGCGAGCCUUAACUCCGUUCGAUUUCAUUUCAUACUUCGGCGCCGCCAUCAUCUUAUCCGACGACGGCUCUGUUCACCCACCUCCUUUCUCCCGGUCAGCUGAUCUGAUUCUCAGCACCCAUCGGGUGGUUGAUUUUCUCGGUUUCCGGCCAUCGGUUAUCGCCGCUUCGGCGGUCCUUUGCGCCGCUUCAGAAGUUCACAAUUCCCCUGCAACUUACGACUCCAGUAUCUUUGACCACUUGGUCAGCAAGGAGAUGGUGAGUGAGUGUCGCCAGCAAAUGGAGGAAUAUCUGAUCGACACCUGUCCAAUAGAUCGGCGGGGGAUGACCGGGGGGCCUUCACGCAAAGCCCCGUCGGCGUUCUCGACGCGGCGGCUUGCGGGAGCUGCCGCACCUUAA